Messenger RNA from Gongylonema pulchrum, 567 nucleotides. NCBI's taxonomy places the organism in Eukaryota, Metazoa, Nematoda, Chromadorea, Rhabditida, Gongylonematidae. The record is from the annotation of a GenBank genome assembly.
AUGUGGAGCUGGUCGGUCGGAUGGUGCCAGGGACUGCUUUGGUUUGUUUUUUCAGUGGAUUUCGCGGUGCAGCAAGCACACCAUGCGGUCUAUUUCAAUCACGGACAAUGCUGUUGUGCGGGAACACGAACUUUUGUGGAAAGUAAAAUCUAUGACGAAUUUGUUGAGCGCUCCAAACAGUUGGCUGAAAGCAAAAAACUUGGCGAUCCAUUCGACUUGACAACGGAGCAAGGACCACAGAUCGAUGAGGUGCAGAUGAAGAAAAUCUUGCAAUAUUGUGAACUUGGAGCACAAGAGGGUGCACAACUUGUUGUUGGUGGUGUACGUGAAGGUAACACUGGGUAUUAUGUUCGACCGACAGUAUUCGCCAAUGUCACUGACCAAAUGACCAUUGCGCAAGAAGAGAUUUUUGGUCCAGUAAUGUCGUGCCUCAAAUUCGAUAGUAUGGAAGACUUGGUUGAAAUAGCAAAUAACACGAUGUAUGGCCUGGCGGCAGCUGUGGUUACAAAAGAUCUUGAUAAAGCGUUCUAUGUUGCUAAUAAUAUAAGAGCCGGUUCUGUCUGGUAA